AUGGCUCUGGUAGAUAGAUCACCCUCCCACUUGCUCUCCAUGACAGAUGGUUCUCUCAUAUUUCGAUUCUACAGUGUCUACCGUAUCAUCGGCCAUCAAAAGAGAUCCUACGUCCCAUCGAACCGGAAUCCUCUACAUCUCCAGUUGCCGGCUGCGCCUUCCAUCAAUAAUGAGGUGUUUGCACACCAUGUUGUACCAAGAGAACAGAUGGGGAGCAUUGAAGUAUGCAUAGUUACCUUGUUUAUCAUUUGGAUCAGCAGUUGGAUCUACAAAUGGGGAAAUCCAAAAUGCAAUGGGAAAGUCCCUCCAGGUUCCAUGGGCUUCCCUCUCUUGGGGGAGACUCUCUCUUUCUUCUCUUCUUAUACAGCGUCCGAUGUUCAUCCCUUUGUGAAAACGCGCAUGGAGAGAUAUGGGCCCAUCUUUAAAACCUGCUUGGUGGGCCAGCCAUUGAUAGUCUCUACAGACCAGGACUUCAACCAGUUCAUUUUCCAGCAAGAAGGGCGUUUGUUCCAGAGCUGGUGGCCAGAGACCUUCAGAGAGAUCUUAGGGCCCCAGAACAUAGGCUCCAUGCAUGGUUUCUUGCACAAGUAUCUCAAAGGGCUCACCAAGAAACUCUUGGGUGUAGAAACCCUGAAACAGAGUCUACUCCCUGAAGUGGACCAGUUCGCACGUACGACACUCAGCUCAUGGACAACCCAACCCUCUAUAGAAGUCAAAGAAGCCACCUCUGCUAUGAUAUUUGAUCUAACUGCCAAGAGGUUAAUAAGCUACCAUCCAUCGACGUCCUCCGAGAAUUUGAGAGAUAACUUCGUUGCAUUUCUCGAUGGUCUCAUCUCCUUCCCGAUCAACAUUCCUGGCAGCCCUUUCUACAAAUGCAUGCAGGGACGGCAGAAUGCGAUGAGGAUGUUGAAGAAUAUGUUAGAGGAGCGACGUGCUUCGCCUGAGAAAGGCUGUGGAGAUUUCUUCGACUAUGUGAUCGAUGAGUUGAAGAAGGAAGGGAGUGCAUUGUCGGAGGGGAUGGCUCUUGAUAUGAUGUUUGUUAUGCUCUUCGCCAGCUUUGAAACAACUUCCUCUGCUCUAACCGUUGCAAUGAAGCUUCUUACAGACCACCCACAUGUGGUCGAGAAAUUAACGGAGGAGCAUGAAGAGAUUUUGAAGAGGAGGGAAGAUCCAGAUUCCAGAAUCACUUGGGAAGAAUAUAAAUCCAUGACUUUCACUUCUCAGGUUAUUAACGAAGCGGUUAGGCUGGCUAAUAUUGCACCUGGAAUUUUCAGAAAAACUACGGAUGAUGUCAAGAUCAAAGGAUAUACAAUUCCAGCAGGAUGGGCGGUGAUGGUGUGCCCUCCAGCCGUCCACUUAAACCCUGAAACGUUUGUUGAGCCACUCAAAUUCAAUCCAUGGCGAUGGGAGGGCAUGGAUACGAACAGAGGGUCUAAGAAUUUCAUGGCCUUUGGUGGGGGCAUGAGGCUUUGUGUGGGGGCCGAUUUCAGUAGGCUACAAAUGACGGUCUUUCUUCAUCACUUAGUUACCAAAUACAGGUGGAUAGCAGUCAAAGGAGGGGAGACACUGCGAAGUCCAGGCUUAUCAUUUCCCAAUGGUUUUCACAUUCAGCUGUUCCAGAAGCGUAAAUAA
Molecule: messenger RNA, 1632 nt
Organism: Magnolia sinica
Lineage: Eukaryota; Viridiplantae; Streptophyta; Magnoliopsida; Magnoliales; Magnoliaceae
Product: cytochrome P450 87A3-like
Exons: 10
Coding region: 1-1632 (543 amino acids)
Biological process (GO): sterol metabolic process
Molecular function (GO): oxidoreductase activity, acting on paired donors, with incorporation or reduction of molecular oxygen; iron ion binding; monooxygenase activity
Source: RefSeq, a predicted model, not a curated record